Suillus subaureus is the source of this 2400-nucleotide messenger RNA. RefSeq lists its product as uncharacterized. Bases 1 to 2400 code for a protein of 799 amino acids. The record is from RefSeq and is a predicted model, not a curated record. NCBI's taxonomy places the organism in Eukaryota, Fungi, Basidiomycota, Agaricomycetes, Boletales, Suillaceae. The transcript is spliced from 13 exons.
AUGGCAACUUCACAGCAACUUGUCCCUGAGGUCCAUCUGGUGCAUAGGAACUUCAAGGGACAAGAAUGGACUUCCCACCAACUCCAUCUCAAAGAUCGUCAAACACAGGACAUUGCUCUUGAAGCACUUAGAGAUGACCCUGCCCUCCAUCCUAGCUUCAAUGAAGGCACAGAUGACUUUGAUUUUGACAAUGUUUGGAAUGGCACUGAACCGCUCCCCAUCAGUCACACAGGGGGCAAGUUCAAUGACCUCACAAGAGAUAUUCUGGGCGAUACCUGGAAAAUUGAGUGGGCAAUGACUAUCAUAGAUGUUUAUUUUGCUGAGAAAGUGAUACUUAAAAUAUCUCCAACAGACAAUACUGUUGCUUCUGCACUAGUCUGUCAAGGUGUUCUACCUUGCUCUCCAAUAUCACCAGUGGUGGGUAUAACUACUGAAGCCCUUGAACUAUAUCAUUUGGCACACCUAAGGAGCCCUCAUCUUUUGGUUCAAGCAUUUGUGAAAAUGAUGUCUGAUUUACAUGGGGUAGCAAAAGCACUCCAAUGGGACUCGCCUGAUUGGCGUGUCAAACACACAUGUCUGGCAUGCUCAUAUACACUAGCUAAUGAGGAGCUAUUGACCUUCAAGAUGUUGUAUGCUAUGGAUGGCAACAAUUCCUUGAAACGAAUACACACCAGCGACCACUACCUUUCUUGCACUUUCAUAGACCAGUUUACACAGGACUUGCCACCUGCAACAGGUGAUGAGAGUACACCAGCAGAUAACUUAUGUGAAGGCCAUUGGAAAAACAUGGAUGAUGUGAAGACAAAGAGGGCCUGGGGUAUAUAUGAUGAAACAGGUGUCUUUGUGGCUGUCUGCUGUCAUGGGUUUUGUCUCCUCAUUGCAGACAUGGUGCAGAGUGGAGAACUUGCAAAGUAUCCAUUGGCUGUUGUGGCCAGGCUAUUGGACAUGUUUGGUGAUGGCUUAGGUGGUGGGUAUGAUAUUGGGUGUCAAUUCAAGGUUACCCUUGAUAAUAGUUCUCUUGGUCCACUUGUGUGCUCACUACAUCACACUUGCUUGGUCAGAGCAUUCCACAGACAUGCACACAGACAUUUGUGCCAGCUCUAUUCCCUCACAACCUAUAUCAAAGGCCUUGGAAUCGAGGACCUUGAAACAUGCAAACACACAUUUUCAAAAUCAAAUUCCCUUGCUUUGUCUCUACAUUAUGCCAGCAUCUUCCAUUGGCAACAAGCCAUUGACUCGUACUUCGAACACAACAAUGACUUCAAGGUAUAUGCCAAUCUAUCUAAUUUUCUUCACAACAACUACAAACAAGCCCUGGACAUAUUAGCAAAUGGCAAUGCAGUGCUACCAAACAUGAUGCAAGAUCUUGGAGUCACAGAUGAUGGAGUGUUUGAACAUUGGCUGGACAAAGAAAAGGCCUAUCCAAAAGGUUUGAUGCAAGAGCCCAAAGAAGAGACUUUGCAAAUAGAAUACUGGCAAAGGUUGGUCAACUUGAAGGCGAGCAGUAUGCAUUGUCAUGUUGUUGAGGGCUAUGAGAGGAACUUGAAGCUCAUACAAGUACUAGAAUGUAAACUGGAGGUUAUCACAUGCUGGGUCCCUGAAGAUGCAGAGUGGCAGAAAGCAAGGAACCUUGUCGCUAAUAGGAAGUACCAAUGGGCACUGGACCAUCUGGAGGGUUUGGUUGUGGUGUGUAUUUUUGAACUUACCAAAAUGAACAGGGCAGGGACAGCAUUACAGACACGCUCAUUGGCUAUCAGGUCUGUGCUCAAUACUUAUAACACCAUUGCCACUGCGAUGUCCCCUCCCCAGCAAACACUCAAGUGGGAGGAGGUGGUUGACUAUGCAUUCCUAUCUGACUUUGACCUGUUAUGCAACAUGCAUGAAGAUGUUUUGCAAACCCCUUGGGCUACACCUGGAGCUCAUAGCACCAUGGACCUCUAUUUUAAGAUGUGCCAAGCACAGGAGGAGAUUUCUCAUCUCAAUAUUGAGAUAUGCUGUCUGGACAACUAUUUACGAACAUGCGAGGAUCAGCUUAAGUUCACCAGCCCAGCUCUUGCACAUCAACUCACCAUUCAUCACAACACUCAAGGCCGAUUCAAUGUGCACCAUUUGAAGAGGCUUCACAACAUAUCCACACUCCCAGGAUUCAGUGGGACAUUGCUCCCUGGAGAGAGCACCAGUGUGCCAGACAUGAUCCCUGUAGAUGUGCUUACUGACAACAUGCCCACAGAUAACCUGUCAUCACCUGUACUAUGUGCCGAUACGCAUGAAGAUUUGGAUGAGGAGGAAGAGGAGGAAGAGAUGGCUGAGGAAGCAUCAAGGAACCUGCAGGAUGUCCUGCUCGUCACUGAUGAUUUUGCAUGGCUCGAGGUUAAUGAUAGCUUAAGUGACUCGACAUAA